AUUAUUUUGACCUACAAAGUAAAAAACGUUGGGUUUAAAAAUAUAACAGCUACCUCUAAUAUAAAAACGAUUAAUAAAGAGUAUUCGCUCGAAAUUUAAGAAAUGAUGAGCUGGUAGUUUGUAAUCAAAAGGGACGAGAUUAUUGACGGGGUCAAACUGAUGUGGCGGCGUCUGCGUACGUUGACGCAAUCUUGACGUUCUUGAGAGCAACGCCAUAACGUAAUGUGACUCGUCACCGGCUCUUAAAGGCUGUUCUUGUUUCCGUUGGUUAUAUGAAUGAACUCUGAAGAUGUAAAUAUGUUGGAGGACUAACUGCAUCUGAACUUUGGCUAAAGGACAGUUUGGGGAUUUGGGGACAACUAUAACGUUAUGUUUUCUGUAUCUAUCUGAGAGUUUUAAGGAAGAUGCCUUCCUUUCGGUUUUAAGUUAGCCACACUUCUCAGCGUUUAAAGUAUUUUAGCGUAUCUUAUGCCAUUUAUUCUGGAGUAAACGGACUGAAGUUGCGAAUGAAGUCGUCAAACACUGAUCGAUUCGAAACUUGAGAGGAAUUUCAGUGAAAUCGGCCUAAACAUGAUAUCUCGUCAGAGUAAGGAUUUUCUCAUAAGGUUCGCCGGUUACUGGAAACCGCUUUUCAGAGGCAGGUUUCUUAUUGUGACAAACACGGUGAGUUGUGGAGGAAUGUUGGCAGCGGGCGAUUUCAUCCAGCAGACGCGAGAAACACGGAGGACACCCGGCAGAACACGUGACUGGUCGCGUACAGGUUGUAUGUUUGCGGUCGGAUGCUCUAUGGGUCCUUUAAUGCACUAUUGGUACCUGUGGCUCGACAAAUACUUUGUAGGCAAUGGCAUCAAUAAUGUCUGCAAGAAAGUGAUUACUGAUCAGCUGGUCGCAUCGCCAGUACUGGGAGCCUGGUACUUUCUAGGUAUGGGUAUGAUGGAAGGUCACACUCUCUCUGAGGCACAAGCAGAAUUCAGAGACAAAUUCUGGGAGUUUUACAAGGCAGAUUGGUGUGUUUGGCCAGCAGCUCAGAUGAUAAACUUCUACUUCUUGCCACCCAAAUUUCGUGUCCUUUAUGUGAAUAUAAUUACCCUGGGAUGGGACACUUAUCUCUCCUACCUCAAACACAGAGAUCAAGUAGAGGCUACAAAAGAAGCUGAGGGACCUGUCUGAAGAUGUCUGACGAAUGAGAAUAUUUGAAUCAGCUUUAAUCACAAAAAUAAAAAAAAAUAAAUUCAAGACUGUUAAUGGACAACUUUCUGUUUUUAAAUUUUAUAUAAUAGUAUUAAUAGAAUUAUCCAGUAAUGCCAUUCCACUGGCAUUUUGUUUUUAUUGUUUUUGAUUAAUUUAAGAAGUAUUGAAAAAUUAAGUCAUUGUAAACAAAUGUAUUUGUCCAAAAUCUGUGUAUUUUUGACAUGAGAAGUGCAAAACUGUUUACAUUAUAUUCUUAUAAUAGUAUAGAAUCCAGUUUUUACAGUUAUCGUCAUUUACUGUAAGUAAUAUUUUUCAGUUUGGUCAAGCAUCACAAUAAUGUGCCAAUAUUAUAUUUCAUAUACACUGGAAACCUAUGCUACACAGGCAGUAAUGUUUCAAUUGAUUGUUACUCUUACUGUAAUGUUUAGAAAUUUCCUUUAAGUGUACUUUUUUGCAGAAUGAAUUUAGUUUUAUUGAUUAUAAAUCUAUCCGUUGGAUAGAACUUUUGAUCUCUACUUUGUCAUUAUGUGAAACAACUUGAAU
Labeo rohita (rohu) is the source of this 1734-nucleotide messenger RNA. RefSeq names its product MPV17 mitochondrial inner membrane protein like 2 (gene mpv17l2). The record is from RefSeq and is a predicted model, not a curated record. NCBI's taxonomy places the organism in Eukaryota, Metazoa, Chordata, Actinopteri, Cypriniformes, Cyprinidae. The transcript is spliced from 5 exons. Bases 571 to 1170 code for a protein of 199 amino acids. Gene Ontology annotation, cellular component: membrane; cytoplasm. Gene Ontology annotation, biological process: mitochondrial ribosome assembly.